This is a messenger RNA of Orycteropus afer afer, 14163 nucleotides long. It is a transcript of the gene HERC2, whose product is annotated as HECT and RLD domain containing E3 ubiquitin protein ligase 2. Gene Ontology annotation, cellular component: cytoplasm; membrane. Gene Ontology annotation, molecular function: zinc ion binding; ubiquitin protein ligase activity. The record is from RefSeq and is a predicted model, not a curated record. Gene Ontology annotation, biological process: protein ubiquitination. The coding region runs from base 1 to 14163 and encodes 4720 amino acids. The transcript has 90 exons. NCBI's taxonomy places the organism in Eukaryota, Metazoa, Chordata, Mammalia, Tubulidentata, Orycteropodidae.
AUGCCCUCUGAUUCUUUUUGUUUGGUUGCCCAAUCUCGACUUGACUCCAAAUGGUUAAAAACAGAUAUACAGUUGGCGUUCACAAAAGAUGGACUCUGUGGUCUUUGGAAUGAGAUGGUUAAAGAUGGAGAAAUCCUGUAUACUGGAACAGAAUUGACACUGAAUGGAGAACUCCCUGCUAGAAAAGAUGAUGCUAUUGAUAGUCAGAAUGGAACAAAGAAAGAAGAUCUGAAUGACAAAGAGAAAAAGGAUGAGGAAGAAACUCCUAUGCCCGCAUAUAGGGCCAGAUCAAUCCUGGAGAGCUGGGUGUGGGGAAAGCAACCAGAUGUGAGUGAACUUAAGGAAUGUCUUACUGUGCUAGUCAAAGAGCAGCAAGCUUUGGCCUUCCAAUCAGCUACCACCACCCUCUCAGCCCUAAGACUCAAGCAGAGGCUAGUGAUAUUGGAACGCUACUUCAUUGCCUUGAAUAGGACUGUUUUUCAGGAGAAUGUCAAGAUUAAGUGGAAAAGCAGCAGUAUUUCUUUGCCUCCUGUGGACAAAAAAAGUUCCCGACCCACGGGCAAAGGAGUUGAAGGACUGGCGAGAGUUGGAUCCAGAGCAGCCCUUUCUUUUGCCUUUGCAUUCUUACGCAGAGCAUGGCGAUCAGGUGAGGAUGCAGACCUGUGCAGUGAGCUGUUGCAGGAGUCCCUGGAUGCCCUGCGAGCGCUUCCCGAGGCCUCCCUCUUUGAUGAGAGCACCGUGUCCUCUGUGUGGCUAGAGGUUGUGGAAAGAGCGACUAGAUUCCUCCGGUCUGUCGUGACAGGGGAUGUCCAUGGAACACCUGGCACCAAAGGACCAGGGAGUAUCCCCCUCCAGGACCAGCACUUGGCCCUGGCCAUCCUGUUGGAGCUGGCUGUGCAGAGGGGCACACUGAGCCAAAUGUUAUCUGCCAUCAUGUUGUUGCUUCAGUUGUGGGACAAUGGGGCCCAGGAAACUGACAAUGAGCGGUCUGCACAGGGCACCAGUGCCCCUCUGCUGCCCUUGCUACAGAGGUUUCAAAGCAUCCUUGGCAAUAAGGACAUGCUGCCUCCAGAGGCUGAUGUUCAUUUCUUAGCUGGCCCUCUGAGCCCCAAUGAGAGUUUCCUAAGGUAUCUUACACUACCACAAGACAAUGAGCUGGCCAUUGACUUGCGACAGACGGCAGUUGUUAUCAUGGCCCAUCUAGACCGUCUGGCAACCCCGUCUAUGCCUCCUCUGUGUAGUUCUCCAACGUCUCACAAGGGAUCAUUGCAAGAGGUUAUAGGUUGGGGUUUAAUAGGAUGGAAAUACUAUGCCAAUGUGAUUGGUCCCAUUCAGUGUGAAGGCCUUUCCAGCCUAGGAGUCACACAGAUUGCCUGUGCAGAGAAGCGUUUUCUCAUCUUGUCGCGGAGUGGCCGUGUGUACAUGCAGGCCUACAACAGUGAUGUGCUGGCCCCACAGCUGGUCCAGGGUCUUGCCUCUAGAAACAUUGUGAAAAUUGCUGCACAUUCUGAUGGCCACCAUUACCUGGCUUUGGCAGCCACUGGAGAGGUUUACUCCUGGGGCUGUGGGGAUGGGGGCCGACUAGGCCAUGGUGAUACUGUACCUCUGGAGGAGCCUAAGAUGAUCUCUGCUUUUUCUGGAAAGCAGGCUGGGAAGCAUGUUGUGCACAUUGCUUGCGGAAGCACAUACAGUGCGGCCAUCACUGCUGAGGGGGAGCUGUACACCUGGGGCCGGGGAAACUAUGGCCGACUAGGCCAUGGCUCCAGUGAAGAUGAGGUCAUUCCAGUGCUUGUAGCUGGGCUGAAAGGACUGAAGGUUAUCGAUGUGGCAUGUGGGAGUGGGGAUGCUCAGACUUUGGCUGUGACUGAGAACGGUCAAGUGUGGUCUUGGGGAGAUGGUGACUAUGGGAAAUUGGGCAGAGGUGGUAGUGAUGGGUGCAAAACGCCAAAAUUAAUUGAAAAACUCCAAGACUUGGAUGUUGUCAAAGUACGCUGUGGAAGUCAAUUUUCUAUUGCUUUGACAAAAGAUGGCCAAGUUUAUUCAUGGGGAAAAGGUGACAAUCAGAGACUUGGUCAUGGAACAGAGGAACAUGUUCGUUAUCCAAAACUAUUGGAAGGCUUGCAAGGGAAAAAAGUGAUUGAUGUGGCUGCGGGGUCUACACACUGCCUUGCUUUGACUGAGGACAGUGAGGUCCACAGCUGGGGAAGCAACGACCAAUGUCAGCACUUUGACACCUUACGUGUAACCAAACCAGAACCUGCUGCACUGCCAGGUCUGGAUACAAAGCACAUUGUUGGAAUUGCCUGUGGGCCUGCCCAGAGUUUUGCUUGGUCAUCUUGUUCUGAAUGGUCCAUUGGCCUCCGUGUUCCUUUUGUGGUAGACAUCUGCUCGAUGACAUUUGAGCAGUUAGAUCUCCUACUACGUCAAGUGAGUGAGGGGAUGGAUGGCACUGCUGACUGGCCCCCACCCCAAGAGAAAGAGUGCAUGGCUGUAGCAAUGCUGAAUCUUCUACGACUUCAGGUUGAUGUGUUACAGGAUAUUGAAGCCAAAAAAGAAGCUCAGAAGGAGAAAGAAAUUGAUGAGCAGGAAGCGAAUUCCUCGUCAUUUCACAGAAGUAGAAUUCCAUUGGAUAAAGAUCUUAUUAAUACGGGGAUCUAUGAGUCUUCUGGAAAACAGUGCUUGCCUCUGGUUCAGCUUGUGCAGCAGCUUCUUAGAAACAUUGCUUCUCAGACUGUGGCCCGAUUGAAAGAUGCUGCUCGCCGUAUCUCAUCAUGUCUGGACUUUGAGCGGCACAGUCAUGAAAGAUCUGCUUCCUUGGACUUGUUAUUGCGCUUUCAGCGUUUACUUAUCAGUAAACUCUAUCCAGGAGAGAAUAUUGGUCAGUUCUCAGAUACUUCUAGUCCUGAUCUAAUGGGCGUGGGCUCCUUGCUGAAAAAGUAUACAGCCCUUCUGUGCACACACAUUGGAGAUAUACUGCCUGUGGCAGCUAGCAUCGCUUCUACUAGCUGGCGGCAUUUUGCAGAAGUGGCCUAUAUCAUGGAAGGAGAUUUCACUGGUGUUCUCCUUCCAGAACUAGUAGUGUCUGUAAUGCUUUUGCUCAGUAAAAAUGCUGGUCUCAUGCAAGAGUCUGGAGCUGUUCCUCUAUUGGGUGGACUGUUAGAACAUCUGGAUCGAUUCAAUCACUUGGCACCAGGAAAAGAAAGGGAUGAUCAUGAAGAUUUAGCUUGGCCUGGCAUAAUGGAGUCAUUUUUUACAGGUCAGAAUUGUAGAAAUAAUGAGGAGGUGACACUUAUCCGCAAAGCUGAUUUGGAGAACCACAAUAAAGAUGGUGGCUUCUGGACAGUGAUUGAUGGGAAAGUGUAUGACAUCAAAGAUUUUCAGACACAAUCUUUAACAGGAAAUAGCAUUCUUGCUCAAUUUGUAGGGGAAGACCCAGUGGUUGCUCUGGAAGCUGCUCUGCAGUUUGAAGAUACGCAGGAAUCUAUGCAUGCGUUUUGUGUGGGCCAGUACUUGGAGCCUGACCAAGAAAUCAUUACCAUACCAGACCUGGGAAGUUUCUCUUCACCUCUCAUAGACACAGAGAGAAAUUUGGGCCUUCUUCUUGGAUUACAUGCUUCCUAUUUAGCAAUGAGCACACCGCUGUCUCCUGUGGAGGUUGAAUGUGCCAAGUGGCUCCAGUCAUCCGUCUUCUCUGGAGGCCUGCAGACCAGCCAGAUCCACUACAGUUACAAUGAGGAGAAGGAUGAAGAUCACUGCAGCUCUCCUGGUAGCAUGUCUGCCAAUAAAUCUCGACUCUGUGUGCACAGAUGGGCCCUAGGUGACCAUUCCCAGGCCUUCCUGCAGGCCAUCGCUGAUAACAACAUGCAAGACCACACUGUCAAGGACUUUCUGUGUCAAAUAGAACGGUAUUGUAAGCAAUGCCACUUGACUACACCAAUCACAUUUCCUCCUGAGCAUCCCGUGGAAGAGGUCGGCCGCUUGCUGCUAUGUUGCCUCUUAAAGCAUGAGGAUUUAGGUUAUGUGGCACUGUCUUCAGUACACACAGGUAUUGAGCAAAUAAAACAUAGAGUACUACCUAAAUCAGUGGUGGAUGUUUGUAGAGUUGUCUACCAAGCAAAAUGCUCACUAAUUAAGACACACCAAGAACAGGGCCGUUCAUACAAGGAGGUCUGUGCUCCUGUCAUUGAACGUUUGAGAUUCCUGUUUAAUGAAUUGAGACCUGCAGUUUGUAAUGACCUUUCCAUAAUGUCUAAGUUUAAGCUGUUAAGUUCUUCCCCUCGUUGGAGGAGGAUAGCUCAAAAGAUAAUUCGAGAACGAAGGAAAAAAAAAGUUCCUAAAAAACCAGGAUCUACUGAUGAUGAAGAAAAAAUUGGAAAUGAAGAGAGUGAUUUAGAAGAAGCUUGCAUUUUGCCUCACAGUCCUAUAAAUGUGGACAAAAGACCCAUUACAAUUAAAUCGCCCAAGGAUAAAUGGCAACCGCUGCUGAGUACAGUUACAGGUGUUCACAAGUACAAGUGGCUGAAGCAGAAUGUCCAGGGUCUCUAUCCACAGUCUGCACUCUUAAGUACAAUUGCUGAAUUUGCUCUUAAAGAAGAGCCGGUGGAUGUGGAAAAAAUGAGGAAGUGCUUGUUAAAACAGUUGGAGAGAGCAGAGGUUCGGCUGGAAGGGAUAGAUACAAUUUUAAAACUGGCAACCAAAAAUUUCUUACUUCCAUCUGUGCAGUAUGCUAUGUUUUGUGGAUGGCAAAGACUUAUUCCUGAGGGGAUCGACAUAGGGGAACCCCUUACGGAUUGUUUAAAGGAUAUUGAUCUGAUUCCACCUUUUAAUCGAAUGCUGCUGGAGGUAACUUUUGGCAAGCUGUAUUCUUGGGUUGUUCAGAAUGUUCGAAAUAUUUUGAUGGAUGCAAAUGCCAAAUUUAAAGAGUUUGGUAUCCAGCCUGUUCCUCUGCAAACUAUUACCAAUGAGAAUCCAUCGGGACCAAGCCUGGGGACGAUCCCACAAGCUCGCUUUCUCUUGGUGAUGCUUAGCAUGCUGACCCUUCAGCAUGGUGCAAACAACUUGAACCUCCUGUUGAACUCGGGCAUGCUUGCUCUCACACAGACAAUACUACGGCUGAUCGGCCCUAGUUCUGACAAUGUAGAAGAAGAUAUGAAUGCAUCUGCCCGAGGAGCCUCAGCCACUGUCCUGGAAGAAACAAGAAAGGAGACGACUCCUGUGCAACUCCCCGUGUCAGGCCCUGAACUGGCGGCUAUGAUGAAGAUUGGAACCAGGGUCAUGAGAGGUGUAGACUGGAAAUGGGGAGAUCAGGAUGGACCUCCUCCUGGCCUGGGCCGUGUUAUUGGUGAGUUGGGAGAGGAUGGCUGGAUAAGGGUCCAGUGGGACACAGGCAGCACCAACUCAUACAGAAUGGGUAAAGAAGGAAAGUAUGACCUCAAGUUAUCAGAGCUCCCGGCUUCUGCACAGCCCUUGGCAGUGGAUUCAGACACCGAGGAUGACUCCGAAGGAGAACAAAUUGAAAGGAACAUUCAUCCUACUUCAGUGAUGCUUAAAAGUACUGUUAAUUUACUACAAACUCUUUGUCUUUCUGCUGGAGUAUAUGCUGAAGUCAUGCAGAAUGAAGCCACUAAGACUUUGUGUGGACUGCUCCGCAUGCUAGUGGAAAGUGGGACAACAGACAAGACAGUUCUACCGAACAACCUAGUAUAUAGAGAGCAGCAUAGGAGCUGGUGUACGCUUGGGUUUGUGCGGAGCAUUGCUCUCACACCACAGAUGUGUGGUGCCCUUAGUUCCCCACCCUGGAUCACCCUGCUAAUGCAGAUCAUGGAAGGGCAUGCACCUUUCACUGCUGCAUCACUGCAGAGGCAGAUCUUAGCUGUACAUUUAUUGCAAGCAGUACUUCCAUCAUGGGACAAGACUGAGAGGUCAGGAGAUAUGAAAUGCCUUGUGGAAAAGCUGUUUGGUUUCUUGGGCAGUUUGCUUACUACAUGUUCUUCAGAUAUCCCACUGCUCAGAGAAUCCACUCUGAGGAGAAGGAGAGCCCGUCCGCAGGCCUCCCUGACAGCCACUCACAGCAGCACUCUGGCAGAAGAGGUGGUGGUACUGCUUAGGAUGUUGCAUUCCUUGAGUCAGUGGAAUGGACUCCUAAACAAGUACAUCAACUCUCAGCUCCACUCUAUCACCUUGGAUGCAGAGAAGCAAUCAGAAGGGGUCUUGCUGGAGGACCGGUUCCCUAACUCUGAGAGCCCUGAGGUGGGUGGCCUCAUGGCUGUGCUGGCUGUGAUUGGGGGAAUUGAUGGCCGUCUGCGCCUUGGGGGCCAGGUCAUGCAUGAUGAGUUUGGAGAAGGCACUGUCACGCGCAUCACUCCAAAGGGCAAAAUCACUGUGCAGUUCUCCGAGAUGCGGGCAUGUCGUGUUUGUCCACUGAGCCAGCUCAAGGCGCUCCCAGCUGUGGCGUUCAGUGUGACCAACCUGCCUUUCACGGAGCCCAUGCUCUUGGUGUGGGCUCAGCUGGUGAACCUCGCGGGAAGCAAAUUGGAAAAGCACAAAAUAAAGAAAUCACCUAAACAGGCCUUUGCAGGACAAGUGGACCUGGACCUGCUGCGAUGCCAGCAGCUGAAGCUGUACAUACUGAAAGCAAGUCGUGCACUACUUUCCCACCAAGAUAAACUUCGGCAGAUCUUAUCCCAACCAACUCUUCAGGAGAUGGGAACUAUUCAUACAGAUGAUGGAGCUGCUACAUCCCCUGACACCGGGGACAUGUCUCCUGAAGGGCCCCAGCCCCCCCUAACCCUCUUGCAGCAGUUACUGGCAUCAGCCACCCAGCCAUCUCCAGUAAAGGCCAUAUUUGAUAAGCAAGAACUGGAGGCAGCUGCUCUGGCUGUGUGCCAGUGUUUAGCUGUGGAGUCCACACACCCAUCAAGCCCUGUGUGUGAGGACUGCAGCUCUAGUGAGGCUACAACGCCUGUCACAGCACAGCACACGCGCCCCAUCAGAGUACGGAAGCGGAAGCAGUCACCUAUCCCAGCUCUCCCCAUCAUCGUUCAGCUUAUGGAAAUGGGAUUUCCUAGAAGAAACAUUGAGUUUGCACUGAAAUCUCUUACUGGUGCUUCUGGGAAUACUUCAGUGUUGCCUGGUGUUGAGGCAUUGGUCGGGUGGCUGCUGGACCACUCUGACAUCCAGAUCACUGAUCUCUCAGAUGCAGAAACAAUGUCAGAUGAGUAUUCAGAUGAGGAGAUGAUGGAAGACGUGGAUGAUGCAGCUUAUCCUGUGUCUACUGGUGCUGUUGUAACGGAGAGCCAGACUUACAAAAAACGAGCUGAUUUCUUAAGCAAUGAUGAUUAUGCUGUGUAUGUGAGAGAAAAUAUUCAGGUGGGAAUGAUGGUUAGAUGCUGUCGAACAUAUGAGGAAGUUUGUGAAGGCGACGUGGGAAAAGUUAUCAAACUGGACAGAGAUGGAUUACAUGAUCUCAAUGUGCAGUGUGAUUGGCAACAGAAAGGAGGCACUUACUGGGUUAGAUAUAUUCACGUUGAACUUAUCGGCUAUCCACCACCAGGUUCUCCUUCUCACAUCAAGAUUGGUGAUAAAGUACGGGUCAAAACUUCAGUUACUACACCAAAAUACAAAUGGGGAUCUGUAACUCAUCAAAGCAUGGGGGUUGUGAAAGCUUUCAGUGCCAAUGGAAAAGAUGUUAUUGUCGAUUUUCCUCAGCAGUCCCACUGGACAGGGUUGUUAUCAGAAAUGGAGUUGGUACCUAGUAUUCAUCCUGGGGUUACGUGUGAUGGAUGUCAGAUGUUUCCUAUCAAUGGAUCUAGAUUUAAAUGCAGAAACUGUGAUGACUUUGAUUUUUGUGAAACGUGUUUCAAGACCAAAAAACACAACAUCAAGCAUACAUUUGGCAGAAUAAAUGAACCAGGACAGUCUGCAGUAUUUUGUGGCCGUUCUGGAAAACAGCUGAAGCGGUGCCACAGCAGUCAGCCUGGAAUGCUGCUCGACAGCUGGUCCCGCAUGGUGAAGAGCCUCAAUGUGUCAUCUUCUGUGAACCAGGCAGCUCAUCUGAUCGAUGGCAGCGAGCCCUGCUGGCAGUCAUCUGGGUCACAAGGAAAGCAUUGGAUUCGUUUGGAGAUUUUCCCAGAUGUUCUUGUUCAUAGAUUAAAAAUGAUAGUAGAUCCUGCUGACAGUAGCUACAUGCCAUCCCUGGUUGUAGUGUCAGGUGGAAAUUCUCUAAAUAACCUAAUUGAACUAAAGACUAUCAAUAUUAACCCCACUGACACCACUGUGCCCCUUCUGAGUGACUGCACAGAAUAUCACAGGUAUAUUGAAAUUGCUAUAAAACAGUGCAGGAGCUCAGGAAUUGAUUGUAAAAUCCAUGGUCUUAUCAUCCUGGGACGGAUUCGUACAGAAGAAGAAGAUUUGGCUGCAGUUCCUUUUUUAGCUUCAGACAACGAAGAGGAAGAGGAUGAUAAAGGCAGUAGUGGGAGCCUUAUGAGAAAGAAGGCUGCAGGACUGGAAUUGGCUGCUACGAUAAGAACCAAAGUGUUUGUGUGGGGGCUGAACGACAAGGACCAGCUGGGCGGACUGAAGGGCUCUAAGAUAAAAGUUCCUUCAUUCUCUGAGACCCUGUCUGCUUUGAAUGUAGUACAGGUAGCUGGAGGUUCUAAAAGUUUGUUUGCAGUAACUGUAGAAGGGAAGGUCUAUGCCUGUGGAGAAGCCACCAACGGGCGGCUAGGGCUUGGCCUCUCCAGUGGGACUGUGCCCAUCCCACGGCAGAUAACAGCCCUAAGCAACUACAUGGUGAAGAAGGUGGCUGUGCACUCAGGUGGCCGGCACGCUGCAGCUUUAACUGUCGAUGGCAAAGUGUUUUCAUGGGGUGAAGGUGAUGAUGGAAAACUUGGACACUUUAGCAGAAUGAACUGUGACAAGCCCAGACUGAUUGAGGCCCUGAAAACAAAGCGCAUCCGGGACAUCGCCUGUGGGAGCUCUCACAGUGCAGCCAUCACAUCCAGCGGGGAGCUGUACACCUGGGGCCUUGGAGAGUAUGGCCGUUUAGGGCAUGGGGAUAAUACUACACAACUGAAACCUAAAAUGGUGAAAGUCCUUCUUGGUCACAGAGUAAUCCAGGUUGCAUGUGGAAGUAGAGAUGCACAGACUCUGGCUUUGACUGAUGAAGGUUUGGUAUUUUCAUGGGGUGAUGGUGACUUUGGAAAAUUGGGCCGUGGAGGAAGUGAAGGCUGUAACAUUCCCCAGAACAUUGAACGAUUGAAUGGACAAGGGGUUUGCCAGAUUGAGUGUGGUGCUCAAUUUUCCUUGGCUCUUACAAAAUCUGGAGUGGUGUGGACCUGGGGCAAGGGGGAUUACUUCAGGCUGGGUCAUGGCUCUGACGUCCAUGUGAGGAAGCCUCAGGUGGUAGAAGGGCUGAGAGGGAAGAAGAUCGUGCACGUGGCUGUUGGUGCCCUGCAUUGCCUAGCUGUUACUGACGCAGGGCAGGUAUAUGCUUGGGGUGACAAUGACCAUGGACAACAGGGCAAUGGCACAACCACAGUCAAUAGAAAGCCCACACUUGUACAAGGCCUUGAAGGGCAGAAAAUCACACGUGUGGCCUGCGGGUCAUCCCAUAGUGUGGCGUGGACAACUGUUGAUGUAGCAACGCCUUCUGUCCAUGAACCAGUUCUCUUCCAAACUGCAAGAGAUUCUUUAGGUGCUUCCUAUUUAGGCGUACCUUCAGAUGCUGAUUCUCCUGCAGUCAGUAAUAAAAUCAGUGGUGCAAAUAAUCCUAAGCCAAACCGCCCUUCUCUUGCCAAGAUUCUCUUGUCAUUGGAUGGAAAUCUGGCCAAACAGCAGGCCUUAUCUCAUAUACUAACAGCAUUGCAAAUCAUGUAUGCCAGAGAUGCAGUAGUAGGAGCUCUGAUGCCAGCUGGCAUGAUGGCACCAGUGGAGUGUCCUUCAUUCUCAUCCGUACCACCUUCUUCCGAUAUGUCUGUUAUGGCCAGUCCUGUGAGUGGAGAAGAAUGUGUGCUGGCUGUUGAUAUUGAAGACAGAUUGAGUCCAAAUCCAUGGCAAGAAAAGAGAGGAGAGAUAAUUUCUUCUGAAGAUGCUGGAACUCCCUCUGCAGUGACUCCCUCUGCUUCUUCAGCUUCUUCCCGGCCAUUCAUUCCUGUAACAGAUGAUCCAGGAGCUGCCAGCAUAAUUGCAGAAACCAUGACUAAAACUAAAGAGGAUGUUGAAAGCCAAAAUAAAGUGUCAGGCCCAGAACCUCAAUACCUGGAUGAGUUCACCAGUCUGUUAAUAGCAGACGACACCCGGGUCUUGGUGGACCUGCUCAAGCUGUCUGUCUGUAGCCGGGCUGGGGAGAGGGGCAAGGACGUGCUCUCAGCUGUUUUGUCUGGCAUGGGUACUGCUUACCCCCAGGUGGCAGAUAUGUUGUUGGAACUCUGUGUAACUGAGUUAGAAGAUGUAGCGACAGACUCGCAGACUGGGCGCCUUUCCUCCCAGCCAGUGGUUGUGGAGAGCAGCCAUCCCUACACCGAUGACACGUCCAUCAGUGGCACAGUGAAAAUACCAGGUGCAGAAGGACUCAGGGUGGAAUUUGAUAGACAGUGCUCCACAGAGCGGCGCCACGACCCUCUCACUAUUAUGGACAGUGUCAACAGGAUCGUCUCAGUGCGAUCAGGCCGUGAGUGGUCUGACUGGUCUAGUGAGCUGCGCAUCCCGGGGGAUGAGUUGAAGUGGAAGUUCAUUAGCGAUGGAUCUGUGAAUGGAUGGGGCUGGCGCUUCACUGUCUACCCCAUCAUGCCUGCUGCAGGCCCAAAAGACCUCCUUUCUGACCGCUGCAUCCUCUCCUGUCCAUCCAUGGACCUGGUGACAUGUCUACUUGACUUUCGGCUCAACUUUGCCUCUCACAGGAGCAUCAUCCCUCGUCUGGCAGCCUCCCUUGCAGCAUGUGCACAACUGAGUGCUUUAGCUGCCAGUCAUAGGAUGUGGGCCCUUCAAAGACUGAGGAAGCUGCUCACCACCGAGUUUGGGCAGUCCAUCAACAUAAACAGGCUACUUGGUGAUAAUGAUGGAGAAACAAGAGCUUUGAGUUUUACAGGCAGUGCUCUAGCUGCUUUGGUAAAAGGCCUUCCAGAAGCUUUGCAGAGGCAGUUUGAAUAUGAAGAUCCUAUUGUGAGAGGUGGCAAACAACUGCUCCACAGCCCAUUUUUUAAGGUACUGGUAGCUCUUGCUUGUGACCUGGAACUGGACACUCUCCCUUGCUGUGCUGAGACGCACAAGUGGGCUUGGUUCAGAAAGUACUGCAUGGCCUCACGUGUUGCUGUGGCCCUGGAUAAAAGAACACCAUUGCCCCACCUAUUUCUGGAGGAGGUGGCUAAGAAAAUUCGUGAGUUAAUGGCCGACAGUGAAAACCUCGAUGUUCUCCAUGAGAGCCAUGAUAUUUUUAAAAGAGAACAAGAUGAACAACUUGUGCAGUGGAUGAACAGGAGACCAGAUGACUGGACUCUUUCUGCUGGUGGCAGUGGCACUAUUUAUGGAUGGGGCCAUAACCAUAGGGGGCAGCUUGGAGGCAUUGAAGGUGCCAAAGUUAAAGUUCCCACUCCAUGUGAAGCCCUUGCAACUCUCAGACCAGUGCAGCUAAUUGGAGGGGAACAGACUCUCUUUGCUGUGACAGCUGAUGGGAAGCUGUAUGCCACUGGUUAUGGUGCAGGAGGCAGACUAGGAAUUGGAGGAACAGAGUCUGUAUCUACCCCAACGUUGCUUGAAUCCGUUCAGCAUGUGUUUAUUAAAAAAGUAGCAGUGAACUCAGGAGGAAAACACUGUCUUGCCCUCUCUUCAGAAGGAGAAGUUUACUCUUGGGGUGAGGCAGAAGAUGGGAAGUUGGGACAUGGCAACAGAAGUCCAUGUGACCGCCCUCGUGUGAUUGAGUCUCUCAGAGGAAUUGAAGUGGUCGAUGUUGCUGCAGGUGGAGCCCACAGUGCAUGCGUCACAUCAGCUGGGGACCUUUACACAUGGGGCAAAGGCCGAUAUGGUCGCUUGGGGCACAGUGACAGUGAAGACCAGCUGAAGCCAAAGUUGGUGGAAGCCCUCCAGGGCCACCACGUGGUGGACAUUGCUUGUGGCAGUGGCGACGCCCAGACCCUUUGCCUCACUGAUGAUGACACUGUUUGGUCGUGGGGGGAUGGGGACUAUGGCAAGCUUGGCCGAGGAGGCAGCGAUGGCUGUAAAAUGCCAAUGAAGAUUGACUCACUCACAGGUCUUGGUGUGGUCAGAGUGGAAUGUGGAUCCCAGUUCUCUGUCGCACUUACCAAGUCGGGAGUGGUUUACACUUGGGGCAAAGGAGAUUACCACAGGCUGGGCCAUGGAUCCGACGACCAUGUUAGAAGACCUCGGCAAGUCCAAGGGCUGCAGGGAAAGAAAGUCAUUGCCAUUGCUACUGGCUCCCUGCACUGCGUGUGCUGCACAGAGGACGGUGAAGUUUAUACAUGGGGUGACAAUGAUGAGGGACAGCUGGGUGAUGGGACCACAAACGCCAUCCAGAGGCCACGGUUGGUAGCUGCUCUCCAAGGCAAGAAGGUCAACCGCGUGGCCUGUGGUUCAGCACACACUCUUGCCUGGUCAACCAGCAAGCCUGCCAGCGCUGGAAAACUCCCUGCACAGGUCCCUAUGGAGUAUAAUCACUUGCAAGAAAUCCCAAUAAUAGCACUGCGGAACCGGCUGCUGCUGCUGCACCAUAUCUCAGAGCUUUUCUGUCCUUGUAUCCCCAUGUUUGACCUUGACAGGUGUCUCCAUGAAACUGGGCUUGGACCUUCAGUUGGAUUUGACACACUGCGAGGAAUUCUGAUAUCCCAGGGAAAGGAGGCAGCUUUCCGAAAAGUCGUGCAAGCAACCAUGGUGCGAGACCGUCAGCACGGCCCUGUGGUGGAGUUGAACCGGAUCCAGGUUAAACGCUCAAGGAGUAAAGGUGGGCUAGCAGGCCCUGAUGGCACAAAGUCUGUGUUUGGGCAGAUGUGUGCUAAAAUGAGUGCCUUUAGUCCAGAUAGCCUCCUACUCCCACACCGAGUUUGGAAAGUCAAGUUUGUGGGUGAGUCAGUGGACGACUGCGGUGGUGGAUACAGUGAGUCCAUAGCUGAGAUCUGUGAGGAGCUUCAGAAUGGACUCACUCCUCUUCUGAUUGUGACGCCCAAUGGCAGAGAUGAGUCUGGAGCCAACCGGGACUGCUACUUGCUCAGCCCUGCUGCCCGGGCACCUGUGCACAUGAGCAUGUUCCGCUUUCUGGGUGUGUUACUGGGCAUUGCCAUCCGCACUGGGAGUCCUCUCAGCCUCAGCCUUGCAGAGCCUGUCUGGAAGCAGCUGGCCGGGAUGAGCCUCAACAUUGCUGACCUGAGUGAGGUGGAUAAAGAUUUCAUUCCUGGGCUCAUGUACAUCCGUGACAACGAGGCUACCUCAGAGGAGUUUGAGGCCAUGGGCCUACCCUUCACAGUGCCUAGCGCAAGUGGCCAGGACAUUCAGCUGAGCUCCAAGCAUACUCACAUCACACUAGACAACCGGACUGAGUAUGUUCGCCUGGCCAUAAACUACAGACUCCAUGAGUUUGAUGAGCAAGUGGCUGCUGUUCGAGAAGGGAUGGCCCGCGUGGUCCCUGUACCCCUCCUCUCUCUGUUCACUGGAUAUGAACUGGAGACGAUGGUCUGUGGAAGCCCUGAUAUCCCUUUGCAUCUUUUAAAGUCAGUGGCAACAUAUAAAGGGAUUGAACCAUCUGCAUCUUUGAUCCAGUGGUUCUGGGAGGUGAUGGAGUCCUUCUCCAAUACGGAGCGCUCCCUCUUCCUUCGGUUCGUAUGGGGCCGGACCAGGCUUCCCAGGACCAUUGCUGACUUCCGUGGCCGAGACUUUGUUAUCCAGGUAUUGGACAAAUACAACCCUCCUGACCAUUUCCUUCCUGAAUCAUACACAUGUUUCUUUUUGCUGAAGUUGCCCAGGUAUUCCUGUAAACAGGUACUGGAGGAAAAGCUGAAAUAUGCCAUCCACUUUUGCAAAUCAAUUGACACAGAUGAUUAUGCUCGCAUAGCACUUACAGGAGAGCCCACUGCCAAUGGCAGCAGUGAUGACUCAGAUAAUGAGGAUGUAGAUUCUUUCGCCUCAGACUCUACACAAGAUUAUCUAACAGGACACUAA